Messenger RNA from Zophobas morio, 2458 nucleotides. Its product is annotated as pentatricopeptide repeat-containing protein 1, mitochondrial. Lineage: Eukaryota; Metazoa; Arthropoda; Insecta; Coleoptera; Tenebrionidae. Bases 482 to 2452 code for a protein of 656 amino acids. Gene Ontology annotation, molecular function: protein binding; tRNA binding. The transcript has 4 exons. Gene Ontology annotation, cellular component: mitochondrial matrix. Gene Ontology annotation, biological process: tRNA 3'-end processing. The record is from RefSeq and is a predicted model, not a curated record.
UCAUUGUUAUAUAUUUUUAUAGUCUUUAAAAGAGCUUAAGAGUUUAGGGCAUAGAUGAAAAUACCAUUUUUAGCUGUUACAAAUGAAGAUUAUUCUUCAUAUAUCACACAGGAAAGACUAAAAAAAACACUGAUCUAGCAUUAAAUGACAGACGUCACUGUACAAGACAGGAAAAAAAAAACAAUCGACGCCUGGCGUCGCAGGAUUGCCAACCAAUGCACGACAUCAGAUGGUGUUACGGUAUUUGUUUAAUUUGCUAUUCUGGAGAAGGUUAGAGAACUUGACAGAUUUGUUUUUAGAGAGGUUAUGGUCCAUGAAUAAACGUUGUUCUGUUGUGCGUUUUGUCAUAUAAUAAUAAUUGCACAUUUCACAAAUUAAUAAGUAUUAACUCAUAGUUGCCACAUUAUUUACAUCUAUUCAGUUACAAGGAGUCACAAGUUUACUUAGAAAGUGAGGUUAUGACGUCAAGUAAAUUAGUAAAAUGUUUCGUUUAAGAAUCAUUUCCCGCUUGACUUGUAAAGGACUAGAAAGAUGCAGAAAAUUCGAAGGCAAACGGCAUCAACAUGUUCUAAUUUUAAAAGGGUCACAGAUUGCACCCUCAACACUAACUUGCAAUGUUAAACCAUUCUCCCAUGCUUCGGAAACAACAUUAGAAACAGAACAAGAAUAUUUAGUGCGUUUAAAAAAUGACCCUGACACCUUUGGAGACUCAAGGGAAAAAGAAAUUUCUCAUGAAUCAGAUUUAAAAGAAGAAAAACACUUUGAGGAACAGGUAUUACCUUCUCAAAAGUCAACUACGAAGCAGUAUGCAGAUGUAAUAAAAAGUUUCAUUAGAAAGCGGAAGAUAAAAGAAGCCAUAGAUGUUCUAGAAGUGAAAAUGCUUCAAGAAGACAAAGUUAAACCUGAAAAUUAUAUUUAUAAUUUAGUGAUUGGUGCUUGUGGACGAGUGGGUUAUACAAAAAAAGCAUUCUCUUUGUACAACCAGAUGAAAAAACGUGAUUUAAAAAUUACAGGAGGUACUUACACUGCUUUAUUUAAUGCUUGCGCUAAUAGUCCUUGGCCAGAAGAUGGAUUAUCGAGAGCAAAACACCUUCGAAAUAUAAUGAUAGAAAAAAUGUAUGAACCUAACGCAACAAACUAUAAUGCAAUGAUAAAAGCCUUUGGUCGAUGUGGAGAUCUUACAGUAGCUUUUGCUCUAGUUGAUGAAAUGAUGAUUAAAAAAAUCCCAAUCAAAGAUGAUACAAUUAAUUUCCUAUUACAAGCCUGUGUUCAAGAUAAAGAAGCAGGUUUUAGACAUGCAUUGUUAGUGUGGCGAAAAAGUAUAGAAAAAAAUAUCCCACCAAGCUUGUAUACAUACAAUUUAAUGUUGAGGUGUAUAAGAGAUUGCGGAAUUGGUGAUGUAGAAGUAAUGCAAGAUACAGUCAACACAUUAUUGCAAAACAAAUCAAGCAAUGUAAAAUUUCUUCCUGAAAGUUCAACUAAUAGAAAACUUAUUCAACAUUCAUCUACACAUGAAGGCGUCGUAAAUAAAGACUGCAAAAAUGCAGAAAUUCCCAAUAAUGCAGUAGUAAAUAGUAGCUUCGAUCUUGAUGUCUGCAGGCCAAAUCUUAUGGCUAAGUUGCCGCAUUUGGGAAAUAUUGUCUCUUUCUCUGAAGUAACAAGGGCUGAAGAUCGAUUACUACUUGUUGGCGGUUGCAAAGGUUUUUUAAAUAAUAUGGUAGAACAUAAAUGUGCUCCUGACAUUAAAACAUUUACUCAGCUCUUAAACUGCCUACCUGGAAGUCUAGCGGCAGAACUGGAAUUAGAAAAAAUCAUGAGAAAGUUUGAUGUGAAACCAGAUAUUGACUUUUUUAAUAUGUUAAUAAAAAAACGUAGUAUGAGGUUUGAUUAUGAUGGAGGCAAGCAAGUACUAGAAGAAAUGAAAAAAUUCAAUUAUAGACCAGAUCUAAUUACAUUUGGCGUUUUAUCAUUAGGAUGUAAAACCAAGGAUGAAGCUUUACAAUUAUUAGAUCAGAUGAAAGAACAUUCAUAUAGACUAAACACAGAAAUUUUAGGAGCAAUGUUACACCAAGCAUGCCAUCAUAAGAAUUUUGCAUAUGUCCUAGAAAUAAUGGAAAUCAGUUUAAGAGAAAAUAUAAAACCAAAUAAAAUAUUUAUGCAAUGUUUACAAGAUUUUAAAAAAAUUUGCAAAAAAAUAUCAAAUGAUAAUGAAAAUAAAUUGUCUCAGAGUCAGUCUUUUCAGAAAGGUCACAGGAUAUUUCAAAUGAGAUACAAAACUUGGUUGGAAGAAAUAGAAGUGGAUGAUACUGAGGACAUUCACCCAUGGGCUCAGUACAGACAAACAACUGAGACGGACACUAGGCACUAUAAAGAUAAAUCUCACAGAUUUAAAGCAACGCACACAUCGCGAUUUAAGGUUAAAACAUCUACAAAACGUAAAUAUAAAAGAUAAAAAGAA